AUGUGCGGUGUUGAUGAUGACCGCUACAAGUUGGAGCGCCAGCUGCUAGCCGUCCAGUGCAAGCUGACCGGUGCCAAGGUGAAGAGCGAAACCAACCAGUAUGUCAAGAGGUGGAUGAAGGACUUCAGGACCGUCACCUAUGAGGCCGACGACGUCCUCGACGACUUCCAGUAUGAGGCGCUGCACUGCCAAGCCCAGAUCGGCGUGUCCAGGACACACAAGGUACUCAGCCACUUCACGUCACACAGCCCGCUACUCUUCCGUCUUACUAUGAGCAGGAAGCUGAGAAACGUCCUCGAGAAGAUCAAUGAACUUGUCACAGAGAUGAACACUUUUGGCCUGCUGAACAGUGUGGAGCCGCCGCAGGUUCUUUGCCAGCAGACACACUCAGCGCUGGAUGAAUAUGCGAAGAUCUUUGGAAGGGAUGAUGACAAGGAGGUGGUGGUGAAACUUUUGCUCGACAAGCAAGAUAAUCAGAAGUUGCAGGUGCUGCCAAUCUUUGGGAUGGGAGCUUUGGGCAAGACGACUCUUGCCAAGAUGGUGUACAACGACCACAGGGUCCAGCACCAUUUUCAUUUGAGCAUGUGGCGCUGUGUCUCUGAAAACUUUGGAGCCACUACUCUUGUGAGAUCAGUCAUUGAAUUGGCUACCAAGGUAACAUGCAACUUGCCAGACAACCUCGAGAUAUUGCGGGGGCGACUUCAGGAAGUCAUUGGGCAGAAAAGGUAUCUCCUUGUUCUUGAUGACAUAUGGAAUGAAGAGGAGAGGAAGUGGGAAGACGAUCUGAAGCCACUGCUCUGUUCUGUUGGUGGGCCAGGAAGUGUUGUAGUUGUCACAUGUCGAAACCAGCAAGUGGCGUCCAUAAUGGGCACGCUAGGACCUCAUAAGCUAGCAUGUCUAAGCGAAGAGGAUUCAUGGGAACUGUUCUCGAAGAAAUCUUUUAGUAAUGGUGUAGAGGAGCGAGCAGAGUUGGUCGCCAUUGUCAAACAUAUUGUCAAGAAAUGCAGGGGGCUCCCUCUUGCUCUGAAGACGAUGGGUGGCCUGAUGAGUUCCAAACAACUAGUGCAGGAAUGGGAGGCCAUAGAAGAAAGCAGUUUUGGGGAUAGUUUAAGAGGCAAAGAUGAGAUCCUAUCCAUACUGAAAUUGAGCUACCGACACUUGACAUCCGAAAUGAAGCAAUGUUUUGCCUUCUGUCCGCUCUUUCACAAGGACUUUGAGAUGGAAAAGGACAUAUUGAUCUAGCUAUGGAUAGCAAAUGGUUUUAUUCAAGAAGAAGGCACAGUGGAUUUGACACAGAAGGGAGAAUCCAUUUUCUGUGAUUUGGUUUGGAGAUCCUUCCUCCAAGAUGUGAAGACAAAGAAACUUUAUUCCAUUGGCACAAGAUAUGAGGCAGUUGGAUGUAAAAUGCAUGAUUUAAUGCAUGACCUAGCGAAAGAUGUCACGGACGAAUGUGCGACUAUAGAAGAGCUGGUUCAGCAAAAGGCAAUGAUAAAAGAUGUUCGUCACAUGACAACUGUAUAUGUAUGGUCUGAACAGGAGCAUAAUAGUAGUGUGUUGAAAGACACCGUCUCUCUCUGCACUUUCUUUGAGCCAUUAAUACUACCCAAGAAUCUUAAGGAGUCAGGACUGGAAUCGUUAAGA
Messenger RNA from Triticum dicoccoides, 1641 nucleotides. Its product is annotated as disease resistance protein RGA2-like. The coding region runs from base 1 to 1242 and encodes 413 amino acids. Lineage: Eukaryota; Viridiplantae; Streptophyta; Magnoliopsida; Poales; Poaceae. The record is from RefSeq and is a predicted model, not a curated record. The transcript has a single exon. Gene Ontology annotation, molecular function: ADP binding.